This is a messenger RNA of Rhodamnia argentea, 926 nucleotides long. RefSeq names its product major strawberry allergen Fra a 1-3-like. The transcript has 2 exons. The coding region runs from base 190 to 669 and encodes 159 amino acids. NCBI's taxonomy places the organism in Eukaryota, Viridiplantae, Streptophyta, Magnoliopsida, Myrtales, Myrtaceae. Gene Ontology annotation, molecular function: signaling receptor activity; abscisic acid binding; protein phosphatase inhibitor activity. The record is from RefSeq and is a predicted model, not a curated record. Gene Ontology annotation, biological process: defense response; abscisic acid-activated signaling pathway. Gene Ontology annotation, cellular component: nucleus; cytoplasm.
GGCUCGGUCCAAUUCGGAGUGCUCUGAACUUUGCAUGAGGAAGGAGUACAAACCAAUGGACUUGCCUAUAAGUACCAAGUAGUUCUCCUCAUCAUCUUCAUCAGCUCAAGCCUUCUCCAUUAGCAAUCACACCAAACCCUUCCACCACCCUUAUUGAGUUUAGUUCUCUUUGUUUCUCACAAGGCCAACAUGGGAGUCAUGACCUACUCGCUGGAGAUCACAAGCAGCAUUGCCCCGUCGAGGAUGUUCAAUGCUUUGGUCCUCGAGUCCCAUAAUGUCCUACCCAAGAUUGUUCCCGAGGGCAUCAAGAGCGUCGAGUUCAUCAAGGGAGAUGGUGGAGUUGGCAGCAUCAAGAAAACCAACUUCGCUGAAAGCUCCCACAUCAAGUACACGAAGCACAAGGUCGAGGCUCUUGAUGCAGUUAGUUUUUACUGCAAAUAUACCAUGAUUGAAAGCGACAUCAAGUUUGACAAGAUCGACUUCGUCGUGGAAGAAGUAAAAUUCGUCGUGGCUGGCAGCGGAUGCGUCUGCAAGAUGACCAGCGAGUACCAUGUGAAGGAAGGUUGUGAGCUCAAGGAGGAGGACAUAAAAAAGGGUAAAGACAAAGCUAUGGGAUUGUAUAGGGCUGUUGAGGAGUACCUUGUGGUCAACCCCGAUGUUUGCGCCUAAAUGCUUCUUUUCUCAAUAUCCUUUCUAAGUGAUGAUAUGGUCAAGUGCGUGGAAAGAGUGUAUUGUAACUUCUGUUUCCCUUUUGGCUCUGCCUCGGAGCUUUUGGCUGAGGAAAGGUCUUUGUGGUGUGAUUUUCUUUGUUAUCGAGGGUUUAAUGAUUGUGUGUAAGGGCAUGCGAAACAAUAAAACUUGAAGGAGCACUGAGCAAUCCAAUGAAUUAUGGGUUUUGCCCAAGAAAAAAUCUCCCUUUGUGGUCA